AUGGACGCCUCCUCCCUCCGCAUCUCCAAGUUCGAUGGAACUAACUUCCACGCCUGGAAGUUCAAGAUGCAGAUGGUGCUGGAGGAACGGGACCUAUGGGAGGUCGUCAGCGGUGAGAUCAAGGCGGAACAGUGCGAGACUCAGUUGGACCAAGCGACGUACAAGAGGAAGUCAAGAAAGGCGAUGGCAGUGAUCUGUCUAGCCAUGGAAGAUUCCCAGCUACCGUUGGUCCGGUCGGCAAGUGGUGCAUGCGACGCAUGGUCAAGGUUGGAAGACCACUUCGAGAAGAAGAGUCUUGCCAACAAGCUGUUCUUGCGCCGUCGCUUCUUCACGACAAUGAUGGAAGAAGGCGACGAUGUGCUCGAACACAUCAACAAGCUCAAGACGCUGGCGGAACAGCUAGAAGCGGUGGGGGGCUCCACUUUGGAGUCGCGCUCAGACACUCUUAGCUGGGAGCUCGUGACGUCUCGACUGCUUCAUGAAGAAAUGAAGCGGAAGGAGCAAGGAAGUAAAGGUGAUGAAGCUUCGCAAGGUCAAGCGUUCAUCACAAGGGACAAUCAGCGCAAAGGGCGACCAGUGAAGAAGUCCUGGCCGUGCCACAAUUGCGGAAAGAUUGCGUGCCUCAAGACAGCGGCGACCGCUAUCGAUCACAACGUGCAAACGUCGCUCAAGAAGAAGACUCCGGGCGACUACCUCUUUUCGAUCGGUGAAACGACAUCUGCGAAAUCGAGCGACAUCUGGCUGGUCGACUCCGGGGCGACGCAGCACAUGACGUGCUCCAAGAAGUUCAUGCGGAACUACAAGGGGUUUGACGCUGUGGAUGUCCAUCUCGCGGAUGAUGGAAUCGUCAAGCAAUCGGCAGUGGGGACAUUGUCAUGUCGAUGA
Messenger RNA from Peronospora matthiolae, 885 nucleotides. Lineage: Eukaryota; Oomycota; Peronosporomycetes; Peronosporales; Peronosporaceae. The record is from the annotation of a GenBank genome assembly.